Penaeus vannamei (Pacific white shrimp) is the source of this 809-nucleotide messenger RNA. The record is from RefSeq and is a predicted model, not a curated record. Lineage: Eukaryota; Metazoa; Arthropoda; Malacostraca; Decapoda; Penaeidae.
AUGAGUGUGAGGCUGUGAGGAAGAAGGAGGAGCCAAAGGAUGAGCGGCGAAGGAGGCUGCUCAAACAGUUCGGGCUGGUGUGCCUCGCCGCCAGCGGGCACUUCGCCCUGGGUGCCACGUUGCCUUGGCCCUCGCCGGCGCUCUCCAGCAUGGCGGAGAACAACUCCACGCUGGUGGGCACUGAGAUCACCCUCACCCCGGCGCAGAUGGACAUGACAGGCAGCCUUGUGUCGCUCGGGUCCCUGGUAGGGGCGUGGGUGGCUGGAUGGAUGGUGAGUGUGCUGGGGCGAAGGCGGUCCCUGCAGGUGAUCUCGGUGCCCUACCUCCUGGGCUGGCUGUGCAACGCCCUGUCGCCCAACGCGCCCGUCCUGCUCACCGCAAGGUUCGUGUUGGGCCUUGCCUGCGGCGCCACCACGGUCGCGGCCUCUUCGUACAUAAUGGAGAGCUCGCGGACGCGAGAGUGUGCGGGGCAUGAUGUCCACGAUGCCCACGCUGGGCAUCGUGCUGGGAAGCCUAUACACUGUAUGGAUGGGCUUCGCGUUCCCGUGGCACUACUUGGCCCUGGUGUGUGCGGUGCCACCCGCCUUGCUCCUGGUGGUCACGUUCGUCCUUCCAGACUCCCCGUCCUUCCUGGUGGUGCGAGGCCGCCGCCAAACCGCCAUGGUCAUCUUGAAGAGGCUGAGGGGUGAAUAUGCCGACGUAGAGGCCGAAGUCCUUGAGCUGGAGCGACGCAACGCCUCCUCGUUCCUCCACGAAGGGCUCUCCGCAGGCUGGAAGGGGGCCCUCCUCAAGACGGAACAUCUUGAAGA